AUGUCUGUGCUAGCGGAACAAAUUGGCCGUCUAAGCGCCCAGUUCCACGUCUCGGCCACCGCGCUGAACAUCACGAGAAGCACAGGACAGGAGAUCAUCUCCAUUGAGGAGCGGAAGAUCAAGAUCACCAACCUGGCGAGCGGUUCGCACUAUCUGGACAACGUUCUGGAGUUCAGUCCCACAAGGCUUUGUUUGAGCCCCAAUGACGAUUUGUUGUGCCUUUAUGACACCACACAUUGUACUGUGGUAUCACUGAACGAGCCCGGCUCCAAGAUCGGUCACGCGAUCGCGUACUCCAUCAAUAUCAAUCUACAACACAAAGAAAACAUUGUGCAAAUUAUCUUCAACAGGUUAUCGCAGUUUGGCGCCGAGCUGGUGGUUUUGACUACAGACGCCAUCUACAACUUCGACCUCGGCUCGUCGCUGACUAAGCCGACCCACACGUACUGGCUCAGGACAGGUGCGCCGCUAGCCAGAGCACACUCAGUCGACGUGAUAGACCCGGUUUCUCUUGCGUUCGGCUCAAACACAGACACCGUCAACCCGCGUGGCGACCUCACGCUGCUGAUUCUGUCCUCGGACUCGUCCGUCUACAAGAUCUACCCUUAUCUUCCGGCCAACAUCGCUGUUUCAUCGGAGUGGCUGGGCGCGUUGUUCGACUACGCAAGUUUCAAGUACAACGCCAGCGGCGCAGACGAUCUGUCGACGGUGUCGAUGCUGAAAUUUGCAUCGCUUUUGUCGCAGUCGAACGGCCAUGUCCGCACGAUAAGUAAGGCUCUUCCCUCAAACCUCAGCAGAGGCAAGCUUGUCGGGCCUUUGAGCAUCCAGCCGUUUCCAGACGAGCUAUACGAGCAGGACGCGCUAAAACUGAUUCCAAUGGAAAACGACAUGUUCUGUGUCGUGUACAACAAGGCUCUGGCGGUGCUCUUUGACGACCAAGACCAGCCCAUGGCUUUUGACGGCCAGCGGGCCCCAGACGCUGCCGGCAUCGUCAGAAUGGUCGACUGUGCGCUGUUCGGGUCCAAAACCAUCAUCGGCGGUAUGCUGCUGCCCAACAAGCCCACAUCGGUGCUCCUCACGUCCUCCGAGUCGGACCUGCUCCAUGUGGACUUUGCCGACUGGUGGAACGUUCUUGCAGACAGCAUUGCCUCGAACGACCUUUCGGCAGUACGCGAUUUGCUGAAAACGGAGCUGCCAACGAGAGUCACUAGUCUCGGCAAAGUUCGACUUCCAGAAACGGCCUCCACAAGCGAGCCAGACUCGUUCCAGUACACCAUCCCCCACGCUACGGCAGAGCACAGAAUCGCCUACAUUUGGAGCUACAGCCACUCGUACGCGUUUGCCAACUCGGCUGUUUUCGAGGUGUGCGCUCCCGCACAGCCGUCUGCCGCUCUGGACACCGAGCUGGUUCCGCAGGACGUUUAUGAAAAAUACGAGGCUCUGGAUCUAAAUCGGCAGCUGACAGCCACCAAAGUGACACUGGCCAAGAUCCAGAAACAGCUAUACGCAAUGAACUCCAACCAGCCGCUCACUGCAGACACGAAAGACCUCAUGUCUUUGUAUAAGGCUAGAGAGCUUAUCACCACCGGGCUGAUCGCCGUGUUCAACGACGUGGCCUUGUCGAACAGAAAGCUGCAGCAGAUGCGCAGCCAGUUUCUGGUCCAGAUCGCCACCCUCAACGAGGCGAAACUAAACAGACAGGACAGACUCAAAAGAUACAAUAGCUCGAAACGGAAAUUAGAGGCGCUGGCCGGCAAGCAAGCAGAGCUACAAAAAAGACUCUGCGAACUUGCGGCAACCAAAGAGAAACUCGAAAUGGAGACGCUCAACCACGCAAACGCGGCGCUGUCCAGCAAAGAACAGGCCUACGUGAAACAGCUGGAGAGACUCCAAAAGUUGAUUGCCGAGAAGCAGAACGAUUUCCGGGCUGUGCAGGAGUACGUGGAGUCGCUGAAGGACAUGGAGGUGGUCAACGUGUCGCUGCCAUCCGGCUAUUCGCGCGAGGUUGCCCGGAUGAAGGCCAAGUUGGAUGUGAGGACGGGCCUGGUCGAGUCACUCACCCAGGAACUCAAGAAUACAAGUAUUUGA
This is a messenger RNA of Ogataea haglerorum, 2088 nucleotides long. RefSeq lists its product as uncharacterized. The transcript has a single exon. The record is from RefSeq and is a predicted model, not a curated record. Gene Ontology annotation, molecular function: structural constituent of nuclear pore. Gene Ontology annotation, biological process: ribosomal small subunit export from nucleus; ribosomal large subunit export from nucleus; mRNA export from nucleus. NCBI's taxonomy places the organism in Eukaryota, Fungi, Ascomycota, Pichiomycetes, Pichiales, Pichiaceae. Gene Ontology annotation, cellular component: nuclear pore. The coding region runs from base 1 to 2088 and encodes 695 amino acids.